Molecule: messenger RNA, 624 nt
Organism: Exophiala dermatitidis NIH/UT8656
Lineage: Eukaryota; Fungi; Ascomycota; Eurotiomycetes; Chaetothyriales; Herpotrichiellaceae
Exons: 1
Coding region: 1-624 (207 amino acids)
Biological process (GO): regulation of DNA-templated transcription
Molecular function (GO): DNA-binding transcription factor activity
Source: RefSeq, a predicted model, not a curated record
AUGUCGCCGACCCACCAUCUCCAGCCUACACUCUUUGACGAUGAGCAGGAUAUAUUCUCACAGCCAGAAGACUCCAGCCACGCUACCACCACCUCACCAACACCUGCGGACGAAUUUCCUCACCGAACAGUGCGGCCUCAUGAACUACACGCGCACUCGCCGCCAUCAUCCUCGUCUUCGCCGGGGAGUUUAUUGUCACCAGUUGGCCCACAGGAGUCGAUAGACGACCCAUCCUCCAGCUACCUGCCCGCCGACCGACGGGAGACCUUGCGACGCCUGUCACUUGCCACGAAUGAUUUAGGCGGAGCCGACUCAUAUCGACCGCGGAACAGCCCUACAAGGCCCAGAAGAGCCAGCACAACACGGAUCCAGCCCCGUGAUGAGAAGCAUGCUCGUGAGCUAGAGCUCAACCGGAAAGCCGCCACAAAGUGCCGCAACCGACAGAAGGCUUUUGUAGAAAAUCUGCAAGAACGCUACCGGAAAGAGGAACGGAGGAUGCACUUCCAGACAUCUCUCGUCCAUGCCUUGCAUGAUGAGGUUGUUGCUCUGAGGAACGAAGUCAUGCGACAGAGCUUCUGCAGUUGCCGCUAUAUCCAACAAGCCGUCAGCCCAACUGUUCCAUGA